AUGUCGUCGUCUACAACCACGGACACGGAGCUCGCUCUUGACGCGCUCCAACUGAACGAGUCUCGCUUCCUCGAGUUGCUCGAAAAGCUCAUCGGGGAGUCACGUUUUGUCCAAAACACCGGAGUUGGUACCGCGUUCGUCCCGGAAGAAGACCGAGUGGUCGCUCACGUUUUGAAGUGUUUGGACCCUUUUAAAGUGGAGAACGGCGGGAAGCUGAUCGUGGAGAGGAAGACGUACGUUCCCGGACGAAGCAACGUUAUCAUUCGAUUACCUGGAAAAGGCUCAGAACAGCUGUCGUUUGUCGGGUCGCACUUGGACGUCGUGCCGGCGGAUCCGGAGAGUUGGAACGUGGAUCCGUUUAAACUGACCAUCGACGGAGAUAAGUUAUACGGGAGAGGGACGACGGAUUGUUUAGGGCACGUGGCGUUGAUGACGACGUUGUUUACGCAGUUGAGCGAAAUCGACGGGUUUGAGUUGAAUACGAGUUUGUCGUGCGUGUUCAUCGCCAGCGAGGAGGCCAACGGGCCCGGGAUUGGCGUGGAUGGGUUAGUGGAGAAUGGGGAAUUGGAUCAUUGUAAAAGCGGGCCGGUAGUUUGGGUGGAUUGUGCGGAUUCGCAGCCGUGCAUUGGUACCGCCGGGGCGAUUACUUGGGAUUUGAAGUGUCAAGGGCACAGGUUUCAUUCGGGUUUGCCGCAUAAAGGCAUCAACGCGAUCGAGUUGGCGAUGGAAGCAACGACAAAGUUGCAGCAGGAGUUUUACACAAAGUUCCCGCCUUGCGAUUUAGAGAAAGAGUAUAAGUUUAUCACGAGUUCGACGAUGAAACCGACGCAGAUUCGCUGCGCACCGGGCGGAUUGAAUCAGAUUCCUCCAGACGCGACGGUUUCCGGAGACAUUCGUUUGACUCCGUUUUACGACGUGGAGGAGGUGAAAUCGUUUUUGGAACAAACGGUGGAGGAGAUGAAUAAAAAAGUUGGCGAGUUACCCACGAGAGGUCCGUGGUCUAAGUUCAUCAUCGACGAUCCGAAAAAUCCAAGUGGCGGCGAGAAAAUAGUCGGUAAGUUGUCCAUCGAAUGGGGCGAACAUUUAUUGACUGGCAUCGCGUGCGAUUUAACGUCUCCGGCGUUUACGAAGAUGUGCGAUUCGAUUCAAGAGGUGAAAGGAAAAGCAGAGCCGUAUUCAUUGACGGGGAGUCUACCGCUGGUACACGAUUUGAAAUCCGCCGGGUUUGAUAUUCAACUGAUUGGUUUUGGUUUGAUGAGCACGUAUCACGCCGACGACGAACAUUGCCUUUUGUCCGAUAUGAAAGACGCGGCUUCUAUUUUGGCAAAGUUAAUCAAGAAGUUUCAUUGA
Molecule: messenger RNA, 1350 nt
Organism: Bathycoccus prasinos
Lineage: Eukaryota; Viridiplantae; Chlorophyta; Mamiellophyceae; Mamiellales; Bathycoccaceae
Exons: 1
Coding region: 1-1350 (449 amino acids)
Molecular function (GO): hydrolase activity
Source: RefSeq, a predicted model, not a curated record